UGGCCGCCGCGGGCGGGUGUCGGCGCGCGUGCGCACUGGGGUCUCGGAGCUGCAGGCGGGAGGUUGGGGGAGGGGAGCGAGCUGGAGCGCCGCGGAGCUCCUGCCGCCGCCGCAGCUACCGCCGCAGUGAAGAGGCCAUGUUGUGUGGUGUGUGGGGCGGGGGGAGGAGGAGGAGGGAGUAAAGCCGAGCGAGGAGACGGGAGAGACACCACACACGGCACAAGAUGGCCGGAGAGGCAGCAGCAACCCCAGCUGUCAGGCGGCCUGCCGCGGCUCAUGGGCUCGCCGCUGCGCGGAGAGCAGUACCCCGGCCUCCCGGAGGGCUCUGGGAUAGCGAAGAGGCCGCGGCUAAGGCUUGGCGGCCGCGAGCGAAUGGGGGAGCUCGCGAAAGAGGCGCCCGGGGAGGCCGGGCCCACGACGCCCGUGGCUCCGCUGCGGUAGCGGCGGUGCUGGUGGCGCGCGCGGCCGGGAGGCGGCUCGCGCCGUGGGCGGGAGGCUGCGGCGGGCGACCCGUCCUGGACACUCGAGAAAGAGCGAGCCAGUGGCGCCUGCGGCCGCGCUACGACCCGGUGAGUAGUCCCCCUGAUCCCUUUAUUGUCCUUUGUCCUUGGGAGGAAAAGCACGACGUCCUUGAGCGCGGGCGGGAGGGGCGGCGGAUUGGCUGCUGGCUCUGCACACGCAGCCCCGGGCACUGCCGCGGAGGGCCGAUGCCACCGGAGCACCGGGUCGGGCCACCGCGUUCCCGCUGCACACCCAACCAGGCGCCGCGCUGCGGUCUGAGCCAGCGGGGAGAGGGCGGCGGCCGCGCCGUGGAACCCUUGUUUGCUCCGAAAAGGACAAGUUACAGGAGUGCAUCUAGUAUUUCAAAAAAUGACGACGGCAACUAGGCGGUUUAAAGGAAGUAACUUACAAGAUGAUAAUAAAUGUGGUUGCCGAUGAUUCUGAAUAAACUCAGCUUUUUUCUCAGGUGUGCCAUUUUGAAGAUUGAGACAAUAGAGUUUUAUCUUUAAGAAUAAAAGGAGAGCCCUUGGGAAAUUCUGUAUUGUACAUAGCAAAAAUGUGAAUCCUCAGAUGGAAUGAAAGGCCUACACCAUAGACAUCGAAGCAUUUACACCGAGCUUGAAGAGUUUGAAAUGGACUUUACCACUGAGAAAUCAAGAUGGCAGCCCAUUAUGGGGAAUUGAGGAAAAUGGAUUAAUGCAAGAAUGCUGUGAUAUUACACAACCAACACAGGAUUCUUUUAAUAUGGAUUCCAUGAAAUGAAUGAUUCUUGCCCAACACAAGUGGACAGUGGAAUUUACUUCCUAAAGACUUGUUACAAUAUCAUGUACAUUUUUGACAAUCUGGAGAAGAUUCUGCAUUUCUACAAAUGGUAGUUUGUAUUCCUGGAAUUUCUUGCACUUUGAUCUGAGUGACCUUAUGCAAUGUUAACUUUAAUAAAAUCUCUAAAACUUAAAAAUUUCUCAGUUUGGGCCAUUUAUAAAAUUUUUUUUUCAGUGGACCUUUCAUUAAAUGUUUAUUUCACCUUGAUAACAUUUUGACCUUUAGAGUUGAUUUUCAUUAAAGUAUACUGAAUAAAACUGGUAAAAUGGAAUGUUUUUC
Messenger RNA from Arvicanthis niloticus (Nile rat), 1602 nucleotides. The record is from RefSeq and is a predicted model, not a curated record. Lineage: Eukaryota; Metazoa; Chordata; Mammalia; Rodentia; Muridae.